AUGUCUCUAACCUCACUUCCAGCAUUUCCAUCUCUCAAAACACACCAUUCAAUUCAACCAACUUUACCUACUACUCCUCCUUCAAAGUUUGGUGCAAAUUUGGCCUAUAGUGAAGCUCCAGUUAUUGGUGCAACAACAGAAGCAGUUCCUUUAGCCAAUACUGCUGUGGAUGUGGAUGCAGCUACUGGAAUUGGAAAAGUUUGGCCUUUUGUAGAGAGUGAAAAUGGGGUUGUUAGAGGACUAAAUAUAGGAGUUGAUGACAUGAGGAGGAAGAGAAGGAGAAAAAGAAGAAAAACUUUGGAAUGUGCUGUGGUAGAAGAGAAUUUUCAAAACAGUUUCUUAAGGCAGAAAAUGGUUGUUGGAUCUGUUACAUCAGAGUUUUUGAGUUCAACAGAAGAGGCUGAGCUUUGUUUCUAUCUCAAGGAAAGAGCAAGAAUUGAAGUUUCUAAUCAAAGAAUGACAGAACAUGAAGGGAAUUUUGCUAUCUCGAGAAGGUUUGCUCUUGAGAAUGUAAGAGAAUCAAAAGCAAGAUUGGCGCGUGAUUAUCGUGGUUUUGUUGCAUCGAUCGCAGGUAGUUAUCAAAACAGAGGAUUAAGCAUGGAAGACCUAAUUCAGGAAGGAACCAUUGGGCUUUUUCGCGGAGCAGAGAAAUUCGACCCGGAUAGAGGAUGUAAGAUGUCUACAUAUGUUUAUUGGUGGAUUAAACAAGCUAUGCUUAGAGCUUUGGCUAAGAAGUCUAGAUUAAUCAGAUUACCGGUAUACAAGUAUGCAAUGAUUGCAAAAGUUGCAGAAGCUAACAAUGUCUUGAGCAGAAGACUGAGGCGGAAGCCGACAUACGAUGAAAUAGCCGAGGUUCUCAAUUUAAAUGCUUCAACUGUAAAACUUAUUUAUGAAACAAGCGGACAACCAAUUUCAUUAGACAGAGCUAUAACUGAUCGAAGCAACUUAAAUCUUACGGAGAUUAUAUCAGGGCCGGAUGAAAUGAUUCCGGAGAAAAUGGUUGAGAGAGUGCUAGUGAAACAAGGGGUGGUGAAGCUUCUUAGUACUCUAGACACGAGAGAACAAGAGAUUGUAAGAUUAUACUUUGGACUAAAUGGAGAGACUCCUCUAACUUUCGGGGAGAUAGGAAAGGUGUUGAAAUUAUCAAGGGAGAGAAUCAGACAGAUUUAUGGGAUUGCAUUGUUAAAAUUGCAAGAAAAUAGUCUUGUAGAUAGUCUAAAGUUUUAUGUUGUAUAG
Lathyrus sativus (Indian pea) is the source of this 1236-nucleotide messenger RNA. NCBI's taxonomy places the organism in Eukaryota, Viridiplantae, Streptophyta, Magnoliopsida, Fabales, Fabaceae. The record is from the annotation of a GenBank genome assembly.